AUGGAUGAAUUAAUGUCAGGUACAAGACGAGACAAUAAAAAACAUCAUAGUAGUCAUUCAAAUUCAAGAGAAUCUCAAACACUUGAUUUAUUAGAAAGAUUUCGCGUAAAAGUUCACACUGCUAAAGAUGAACAAAUUAGUGAACCUUUAAAUGAAACACAACCCGAACAAAUAGCUGAUAAAGUUGAAACACCAUUUUUAAAACAUACUUUUGCAUCUCAAGAAUUAUUAGAUAAUGUUCAAGAUAUUUACACAAAUGCUGAAUUAUUAACUGUUUAUGAUCCAAGAAAUUCCAUGACUAAACGACGACAAUAUGAAAGUAAAAAUAUAACAAGAAAAAAAAAGGAAUUAUUUUUCUUUAUUGUAUUCAGACAAAUUAUGCAACAUUCAUGUUCACAUACAUGCCAACAUGUUGAUGAAGUCAAUGUUGGUCAAUGGAAUCUACAUACAAAAUUUGAUAAAUAUAAUUUACAAUGCUAUAAUGAAAAACAUGAUGAUUCAGGUAAAGAUGUAUUUCGAGCAUGGGAAGAACGACUUGAUCGAUCAAAAGUAGUUGAAAGUGAUGAUGAACAAGAAUUCCUUUUGAGUCUACCAUUUAAUGCUGCUCUAAAAAUAACUGGCUUAUGUGUUAUUGGUGAAAAUGGUCCAUCACAUCCAAAUACAGUUAAAUUUAAUUUACCUGAAUUACGUUUUGAUAAUACACGUGGAAAAGCUCAGCAAGAAAUUCCACUUACAUAUGAUCCAUCGGGUACAUUAGCUUAUCAAGUUAAUCCAUCACAUUUUUCACGUAUAACUCAUUUAUCUUUAUAUUUUCCUUCGAAUUUCGGUGAUGAAACAACUCGUAUUUACUAUAUUGGUCUUCGUGGUGAAUAUCUUGGAGUAAGUGAAUGUUAUAUUUCAAUAUGA
Molecule: messenger RNA, 906 nt
Organism: Rotaria sp. Silwood1
Lineage: Eukaryota; Metazoa; Rotifera; Eurotatoria; Philodinida; Philodinidae
Source: the annotation of a GenBank genome assembly